Molecule: messenger RNA, 3319 nt
Organism: Aedes aegypti (yellow fever mosquito)
Lineage: Eukaryota; Metazoa; Arthropoda; Insecta; Diptera; Culicidae
Gene: Prp5
Product: probable ATP-dependent RNA helicase DDX46
Exons: 5
Coding region: 152-3241 (1029 amino acids)
Biological process (GO): mRNA splicing, via spliceosome
Cellular component (GO): nucleus
Molecular function (GO): nucleic acid binding; RNA helicase activity; ATP binding
Source: RefSeq, a predicted model, not a curated record
AAAUUUUCGGUUCGAUUUGGAAAAGUUUUAAUGAUUUGGCCGUGUAAACAUCGUUUUCUUUGAUUUCCUGUAAAUUCUGGACCAAAAAGCAGGUGAAAUUUAUUAAAAUUUCAUUGUUAUUCAUUUAUUAAUAGUGCCCGCUUUCACGACCAUGACGAGACCAGGUGAAAAUGGCAAGGAUCGACGGCGGAGCAGAUCGCACUCGCCACCGGACAGGAAAAAACGACGGUCCCGGAGUCGUGAACGCGAUCGGGAGCGUACGAAAACUUCAUUCCGCUUCAAGGAUUUCGGAAGGCGCGAUCGAGACAGGGACCGGGACCGGGAACAACGCGACCGCGAAAGGGAGAAGGAACUGGAGAAAGAGCGCUUUAAGGAAGCGGAACGGAAACGCGAACGCGAGAGGGAACGUGAAAAGCUGAGGGAACAAGCUACUAAAUACGCUCAAAGUGUGAGUAGCAGCAGUGGAACUUCCAGCACAGGUUUCCGUCAAUCGAAGUUCGAUCAAAAACCUCCCGGAUAUGUCGAAAAGGAAAUCAAGAAACCCAUUAAGGAAGAGCCAAAAGAGAAGGAGGAGACCUUUGAUCUCUCUGUUCCUAUGGAUAAAGAGGAAGAACAGCGAAGGCUGGAACAGGAAAUGGUAAAACGAAGGGAGCGGAUUGAACGAUGGCGGGCUGAGAGGAAACGGAAGGAAAUUGAAAUAAAGAAACCAACCGUUUUAACAGGAGUUAACAUCCCGAAAAAAUGGAGCUUGGAAGAUGACGAAGAAGACGAUGAAGAUGAUAUCAAAGAUAAAGCAAAUAACAAUGAUGAAGAGGACGACGUUGAUCCUCUCGACGCUUUCAUGAAGGAAGUCAACGAAGAAGUUCGGAAAGUGAACAAAUUACCCAGCUCCGCUCCAAAGCAGGAUGGAAAGGCAGCGUCUAACUCAGGUGUGACAAUUAUCACAGGCGUUGCAAAAAAGAACACCGAAACGACCAAGAAGGGCGAACUGAUUGAACAAAAUCAGGACGGAUUGGAGUAUUCUUCUGAGGAGGAACAGGAAGAUAUAAAAGACACAGCCGCAAAUCUAGCGAACAAACAAAAGAAGGAACUGGCCAAGAUAGAUCAUAGCGGUAUCAACUACAUGCCCUUCAGAAAAGCUUUCUAUGUGGAAGUUCCGGAAAUCGCUAAAAUGACGCACGCAGAAGUCGGCGUUUAUAAAACCGAACUUGAAGGGAUUACUGUGAAGGGGAAAGGUUGCCCUAAACCCAUCAAAACGUGGGCCCAUUGUGGCGUAUCCAAGAAGGAAUUUGAUGUCCUUCGAAAACUUGGAUUCGAAAAGCCUACGCCAAUUCAGUGCCAGGCAAUUCCAGCCAUUAUGUCAGGACGGGAUCUGAUUGGCAUUGCCAAAACAGGCAGUGGCAAAACGUUGGCCUUCAUUCUUCCCAUGUUCCGACACAUUCUAGAUCAACCCCCACUUGAGGAUGGAGAUGGUCCCAUUUCCAUUAUAAUGACUCCUACUCGGGAACUUUGUAUGCAAAUUGGAAAGGACAUUAAAAAGUUUGCCAAGUCGUUGAAUUUGCGAGCAGUUUGUGUGUACGGAGGAACAGGUAUUUCGGAACAGAUUGCCGAACUAAAACGUGGAGCCGAAAUCAUCGUGUGUACUCCGGGCCGAAUGAUUGACAUGUUGGCCGCAAAUUCAGGCCGCGUUACAAAUCUACGUCGUGUCACUUAUGUGGUGUUGGAUGAAGCUGAUCGGAUGUUCGAUUUGGGUUUUGAACCCCAGGUUAUGAGAAUAAUUGAUAAUAUUCGACCGGACCGUCAAACGGUGAUGUUUAGCGCCACUUUCCCCCGACAAAUGGAAGCUCUAGCUAGACGAAUAUUGAAAAAGCCGAUAGAAAUUCAAAUCGGUGGUCGUUCGGUUGUUUGCAAGGACGUGGAACAACAUGUCGUAGUUUUGGAAGAAGACGCCAAAUUUUUCAAACUUCUGGAAUUACUUGGACUCUAUCAGGAACUGGGCAGCAUUAUUGUCUUCGUAGACAAGCAAGAAAAUGCUGACAUUUUAUUGAAAGAUCUAAUGAAGGCUUCUUAUCCUUGCUUGAGUUUGCACGGAGGCAUCGAUCAAUUCGAUCGAGAUUCAACUAUAAUUGACUUCAAGCAAGGCCGCGUUAAGCUUCUAAUCGCCACUUCCGUUGCUGCGCGAGGCUUGGAUGUCAAGCAGCUGAUUCUGGUCGUGAACUACGAUUGUCCCAAUCACUAUGAAGACUAUGUGCACAGAUGCGGUCGAACAGGACGAGCAGGCAAUAAGGGAUUUGCUUGGACUUUCUUGACUCACGAGCAAGGGCGUUAUUCUGGGGAUAUUAUACGAGCCCUCGAGUUGUCCGGUGGCACAGUACCCGACGAUUUACGUAGUUUAUGGGAUACAUAUAAAGCAGCCCAGGAAGCCGAAGGCAAAAAAGUACAUACCGGAGGCGGGUUCAGUGGAAAAGGAUUCAAGUUUGACGAGCAAGAAGCUGCCGCUGUUAAUGAGCGCAAAAAGCUUCAGAAGGCUGCUCUUGGACUGCAAGAUUCCGAUGACGAUGACGAUCUGGAGCAAGACAUUGACCAGCAUAUUGAGAGCAUGUUUGCUACAAAACGCAUCGUGAAGGAAGUUGAAGCUCCAGUUAUCACACAAUCAGUUUCUACACCAGCGCCAACGACAACAAAUUCGGAUAAAUUAGAACUUGCUAAGCGAUUGGCAUCGCGUAUCAAUUUGCAGAAAAAUCUCGGUCUAGAAGCUAAGGGCGCUACACAACAAGCUGCCGAAGCCAUUCUCAAAGGCGGAACCACCCAGCAACUUAUCACGGCUAAAACUGUUGCUGAGCAAUUGGCUGCGAAGCUCAACACCAAACUCAACUAUCAACCCAAGGAUGAAGAUGAAUCACCCGUCGAAAGCAAUGAAACUGUCUUCCGGAAAUACGAGGAGGAGCUGGAGAUUAAUGAUUUCCCACAACAAGCAAGAUGGAAGGUCACUUCUAAGGAAGCGCUUGCCCAAAUCUCCGAAUACUCGGAAGCGGGUCUUACGGUGCGCGGUACGUACGUACCAACUGGUAAAACUCCCCCUGAAGGAGAGCGUAAGCUGUAUCUGGCUAUCGAGAGCUGUUCUGAGUUGGCAGUAACAAAGGCGAAGCGAGAAAUCACCCGACUUAUCAAGGAAGAACUGCUAAAACUGCAAGCUUCGUCGCAUCAUAUAAUUAACAAAUCCAGAUACAAGGUUUUGUAAAACAAGGCAUAUAUUCCGGUUAAUAUAAAGUUUAGAUACCUGCUUUGGAAAUAAUAAAAAAAAACUAUUCCAACUUUC